Gilbertella persicaria is the source of this 1446-nucleotide messenger RNA. RefSeq lists its product as uncharacterized. The record is from RefSeq and is a predicted model, not a curated record. Gene Ontology annotation, molecular function: protein binding. Lineage: Eukaryota; Fungi; Mucoromycota; Mucoromycetes; Mucorales; Choanephoraceae. The coding region runs from base 1 to 1446 and encodes 481 amino acids. The transcript has a single exon.
AUGACAUUCAUAGAUGAUAUAAACUUGUUUGAUAACGAUAUUGUCAAUACAGAAUAUCGGGAGCGCAAUAAGAGUCCUAGUCAGCAAUGGUAUUUUGAUGAAUUCUCUGGUGUUUACCGACAAAACAAUUUAAAUCAAUCCAGCCUGACAAAUAUAUCAACACCAAUGAAUCAAACCAAAUCAAAUGAGCCACCUUCUUUUGCAUUUCGAUUUUCUAUAGAUGAACCUUUAUCAAUUCUUUCUAGUGUAACAACAGAAGAAGGAGAAGACAACGAUGACGAUGAUGAAGAUCAAGAACCAUGGCCAGCGCCUACUUCCAUUGACGAAGUGUAUCGACUUUUAAAACGAGCUCGGGAUAGUCGAGAUCGACACAAACAACUAGAUCUCUGUCGCACAUUAAUGGACACAGCCUGUCGUACUGAAGCUUCCUCGUUUAUUACAUCGUCUCCUAUUCCUGGUACACCACCUGUCAACACAAGAUAUAGACAACAAGAGUUGCGCAGAAAAAAGAAGAAUAAUGACCUCAUAUUGGACGAAGUACUUGUACUGGAAGCACAAAAGAUUUUAAAACGACUUGCUUUAGGUGGAGGUGGAAUCGGUCAUGGCACAGAUGGUGAUGCUCAAUUCUUGCUUGCCAAUUGUUAUGGCGUUGGUGGACUAGGACUACCACUGAAUCGAGAAAGAGCGUUUUCACUCUACAUCCAUGCGUCUAAGCAAAAUCACGUAGAAUCAACCUAUCGAGCAGGCGUGUGUUACGAAAUAGGGAUUGGUACACGCAAAGACUAUCAUCGGGCCGUCACUUUCUAUAGAAAGGCAGCCAGUCAUUCUCAUGUGGCAAGCAUGUAUAAAUUAGCUGUGAUCUGUUUACGUGGUUUUUGUAACCAAACAAUUCAAAUACGAGAAGGUCUGACUUGGCUUCAACGAGCAGCUUCCAACAAAUACCCACAUGCACUCUUUACACUCGCCACUUUACAUGUCUCUAAAGAGUUUGCGAAUACGCAUUUUGUGCCUGAUAUGAGUUAUGCGCUUGAACUGCUUCACGAUUCUGCACAAGAAAACUAUUUGCCAAGUCAAGUUAAAUUAGGAGAACUUUAUGAGAUGGGGAACGAGCUAGUCGAGAUAGACGAUGCAUUGUCGAUCUAUUGGUAUACUCGUGCUGCUGAACAAGGCAAUGCCGAUGCAGCACUGGCAUUAUCUAGUUGGUACUUGACUGGAUCUACAGAUAUUCUUCCACAAUCAGACAGAGAAGCUUAUCUUUGGGCACGAAAAGCAGCAUCAAACCAAAAUGCGGAUAGAUGGACAAUUGCAAAGGCAUAUUUCCUUGUAGGCAUGUAUGUAGAAAGAGGGAUUGGAAUUGGCAAUAUUUCAUUAGAGGAUGCGAAUGUUUGGUAUAGACGUGCUGCUGCUCUUGGACAUUUGGGAGCUAUGAAAAUGCUGAGUCAAUAA